This is a messenger RNA of Chara braunii, 1555 nucleotides long. The record is from the annotation of a GenBank genome assembly. NCBI's taxonomy places the organism in Eukaryota, Viridiplantae, Streptophyta, Charophyceae, Charales, Characeae.
CUGCCAACCAAGGUGGGGUCGGCUGAGAUCUAAGAGAUGCAAAAAAGAGGUGGGGAGCCUGAUGGAAGAAGGUUGAGCAAGAGCAAGCCGGCCAAGAUGUCAGGAGGUGGGGGCGCCACCCCGAGAAAGACUCUGACGCUAGAUGACCUGGUCGAAGCCCAGGACAAAAGCGAGAGAGCGCCGAGCAGUGUCCCGAAAGUCGAUACCUUCCAUUUCAAGGGGGAGCGGGUGUCUGACUGGUUGGAUUUGACUGAGCAGGUGCUCGUGGGACUAUCGGACGAGGUCAAGUUUCAGUGGAUCCUGAAGUACGUCCUUCAUAGCCAUCAUCGGGAGGUGAGUAAGGUCGUGGACGCCGCCAAUGGCAGUUGGGCAAGGUUUCGAGACCUGAUGAUGAGGAAGUACCGGCUGGGAGACGGCCUGUUGACCAUGGCUGACUUGGAGGCCAUGAAUAAGGAGGAUCUUUCCACCAUUGGGGCCUUUGUGCACGAAUUCAAGAAGAAGGCGAUAAAGGUGCACCGGAUCUCUGAAGAGGCGCAGUGUGCCACAUUCUUGGGGCUGCUUACUGGCACGAAGGCCUCAGAAUUGACGAGUCAUGGAGGAGGGAGUGAGAAACUCACCUGGACCACUAUCGAUAAAGGAGUGGACGAGGGGAGUCUGGAUCAGGUGGAGCAGCACAAGAUGAGGCUGCAGAGGCGUAAGAGAAAGGAGAGGGACACGACCGCAUCCGGGACUCCAGGGGUAAAGAGGAUCGUCACGGACGUGCUGGCGGAGUUGGGGUAUGACAACGAGGCGGAAGUGCAGAAAAGAGGAGUGAUUGUGGCCCAAGCCCAUUCGGUUAGAGGAGGGGAAUGCGGAGGAGUUUGUUCCUGCAUACGAGCACUAUAUGUUGAGCCAAGGGAUUGCGCAGGAGGGGUGGAUGCAGACCCUACUCAUCUGGACCAGAGGGCAGAGAGGCCGGUGGCCAAGAAGAUCCGAGAUAGGGUGCGAGAUUGGGAGGACUGCCAGGCUCAGCUUAGACAAGCGUUUGGGCGGCGAGAGCAUAAAAGGCCAGAGCCCAGGGUUGAGAGGCGGAGGCGAAGCAAGAGGCCAAGGGAACCAGUGCCGGGAGAGGCUGAGGUGGCUAGAGAGGGUAGGAGAGCCCCAGCGCGGGGAGAGGACGAGCCCAUGGAGUCUGCGCCAGAGGAGGGGCCAUUCCCUACUUGUGGUCUUAGGCCGGUGGAGUUUCGGCGGACUACGAGUGAUGAAUUGCGGGCGCCUUCGUUGCCGUUACCAGGGCCGGAGCAGGUCGUGUCGGGGGAGACGCCGUUCCGGAGUCUAGUGACUCACCUUGACGUAUCUCGAUGGGAAGCCUCACAGUUGGGGGAGGGCUCAGCUGAGCCAGUGCGAUAUGUACCAAUAGAGGAGCUGUUGGACCCCAAGGCGGAGGCAGACAUACGGGGCCGAAGGGAGCCACAGGACCCGGAGGCGGUAGCAUAGCAGCGGGGCCUGGCGCGACCUCAGGUUGAGGAGGUGAUCACGGUUGGAGACGACACCCCUCCAUGUAGCCCAGCCCCAG